AAUUGUAAUCAGUCAAAUAGUUUUAUUGCUGUGGUUUGGACUCCCAAUCUCGAUUGGUUGCAUUUUAAGGAUAAUUUUAAUUUAAAUAGCGUUUAAAUGACUGUAAAAUAGUGUUUUAAGUUGAAUUUUAGUGUAGUUGACUGUAUACAAUGUUACGUGCACUGUUAGAUAUAUUCUGGGACGAAGAUGUGUGGCUACCGCCGAAUACCACUUGGGAAGAUAUUGCCCCUGGACCUGACAAAGCAGUGGUGUAUACCGACUACAGACACCUGCUCUAUCCUAUACCUUUGGCAUUGGUGCUCAUAGUUUUACGGCACACUUUAGAAAAAUAUAUAUUUGCACCAUUCGGCAAGUCAUUAGGAAUUAAGAACACAAGACCAAAGAAAGCCCCAAAUAAUCCAAAGUUAGAGUCAGCGUAUGCGGGGAGCCCUAAAAUUAAACAUAAACAGUUGUUUUUGAGCAAGGAUGAGAUAUGUGCACUAGCCAAGCAGUUAGAUAUGUCUGAGAGGCAAGUGGAGCGCUGGUGGCGUCUCCGGAGAAGCCAGGAAAAGCCGUCCAAGCUUACCAAGUUCUGCGAGAAUGCGUGGAGGUGUACCUUCUACUUCUACAACUUCUCUUAUGGCAUGUUCAUUCUAUGGGAUAAGGAAUGGCUGUGGGAUAUCGACCAGUGCUACAUUGGGUAUCCUCAUCAGGGGACCACGAGCGACAUUUGGUGGUACUACAUGAUGUCGGCGGCGUUCUAUUGGGCGCUGACGAUGUCCCAGUUCUGGGACGUGCGGCGGAAGGACUUCUGGCAGAUGUUCGUGCACCACAUCGCCACCAUCGCGCUGCUGUCGUUCAGCUGGGUGUGCAACUUGCACAGGAUCGGGACACUCGUUCUGUUGCUGCACGACUGUACAGAUAUAUUCUUAGAGGCAGCGAAAGCGCUGAAGUAUGCCAACUAUCAAAAGUUAUGCGACGCGUUGUUCGCGGUGUUCACCGUGCUGUGGAUCGUUACAAGGCUGGGCAUUUAUCCGUUUUAUAUUAUUUGGAGUACAUCAAUCCGAGCGCCAAUGCUGCUGCCGAUGUUCGCAGCGUACUACAUCUUCAACGCGCUGCUGUGUCUGCUACUGGCUCUGCACAUGCUGUGGACUUGGCUGAUUCUGCAAGUCGCCUACAAGUCCAUCAAUGCUGGCAAGAUGGAAGGCGACAUCCGUAGUUCUAGUUCAGAUUUCAGCGACAGUAACCAUUCGAACCACAGUACGCCCAACAGGCUUAAUAAUAAAAAAGACACAUAGGGAUUGGCAUAUCAUCGAGUGCUGGACAUGGGAAAUGGUGAACUUAAAUUAUUUAUUAUAUUUAUCCUCAACCUUACGUUUUGCUACUAUAAUUUGUCUACUUUCGGAAGUCUGUUAUGCUUUGGAUGUAGUGUUAACAGACAAGCGUUUGACAACAGAUAGUUGACAGUAUUGGUGUGUACUGAGGAAUCCACUUAAUUUAUGCAAAGUACAUGUACAACUCGUACGGAUUGACUUUUUCACCUGGCUCGAAUGAUGUUUGUAAUUGUGUUUGGUAGUCAGGUGUCAAGUAAAUGCUCACGAGUUAUAUAAAACGUCAUACUACAGUAUCGCAUAACGGUAUCGCAGAAAAACACAAAUCACUCACAAAAUAAUUAAUGUUUUACUACCCGCUAAUGAUUUUUUUUUUACUUUUUUGUUUGUUUUUAUUUUUUUUUUAAUUUCAAUUUGUGUUCAUACAAAUGCACUUCCUACCCUCAGAAAACCUGCAUUAGAGAAGGAAUCAUUUUUGUAUAAUCUGUAUGUAUAUUGACUACCCUAAAAGCCACAUACGAACGCGCUUGGUUUAUCUUACCACUACAUCCAAACGUAAAUGGACUUCCCGGAAUAGAUUAACUGUACCAUGUUCUUCUUUUGUAUCCCGGAUAAAGUCUACUUAAGAUAACAUACUGUGGAACCGAAUCGACAUAGUUUUAACCCUAGAUAACUAAUUUGUAGAUACAUAGUAACUAAACUUUCGUCAGGCAGACUACGCAAUAAAAAACGUGAAAAUUAUCAAAGAUAGGAACAAGUGAUAUGACACUUGGUUUAAUAAGAACUAACUGAGAAACAUUUAAUAACAAUUUAUAAUCUGAGUAGUUGGCGUAGUCAUGUGGACGAAUGUAUACUUAUCUAGGGUUAACAAUGUCCCAUUUCACCCUGCUGCAAAAAAUGUGACAAAAACUUGGUACGAUAAUAGUCCAAUGGAUGGGAUGGAACCCACUGUCUUGUGGGGCUAUUGGUCAUAAAAGUCAAUACUGUAUGAUACAUUUAAAUUAUUUUUAGCUGGCAUUUCAACACAUUUGUGUUUGUGCAAAAUGUAAAUCCAAGUAACUUUUCAUUCUUUCACAAUUUAUAUUCUCUUGUUUUAAAUCUGUUUUUUUUUUUCAAUAUUUCGACAAUUUUUGUUAUUGAAUUAGUUAUUUGUAUUGACUUAAUUUUCACCAAAAUCAAUAUAUUCAAAGGUUGUCAAAUACCCAAUUCAAUCAUCAAGCAAUGUCAAGCCAAGUAAAAAAUAAUUUAGAUAUACGUCAAGUCGGUAUUUUUAAGAGUAUUUAAUUUACUUUUCCGGCCUUAAUUGAAACACCAGACUCGUAAACUACGUAAAUAUGUCGACAUAUUUUUAUGCUGGUUGUUAUAAAUUGUUAUGCCUUUUGUGUUGAAAAUCACAAUUUUGUAUCGGAUAUGAUAUUUAUAUAGAUACAUAGUAAUUAGCAAACUUAUCAUGACCGUCGCUCUAUCACAAAGUGCAACAGUAACACUUUUUCUCUCUGGUGCAGUUGUGAAUGCAAUAAGAUACAUUCAGUGGCGUGCACAAAGUUUUUAACUGGGGUAGGCACUAUAGGCAUGCGAAAGACAUAAGCCCGUGAACAGGCGGCGGAGUCUUAUAUAUUUCGCCCCAACGCAAUGAAACAGAUAGCGGUAUUUCCGCCCCACCGCGCCGCUAUUGGUUGACAUUUGUCCAUUUCUGUUCACUAACAUCUCGUUGGUCGCAUGUUAGGCCUACUCAGGGAGCUUGCACGCCUCUGGAUACAUGGUAUUCCAUUCGGAAUUGGCUGUUAUUUUUACGGUCAUGAAAAGGUAGCUAAACAAUGUUCUAUAUAUACAUUAUAUCAAAAAAAAUUUAUAGUUUCGCAAUGUUACUUAGUAUUAUUUCAUUCAGUAUAUUACUCUUUAAUUGCAGAUAUAUUUACUUUAUAGUAUUUUUUUACAUUAUCUUAACUUAAGGUGAAUUUCCAUUGGCCGUGAACUAUGCGAUAUAUUUCAAUUAUUUUUCUUAUAAUCAUUUUAUAUCAGCGUUUUAAGUUUGACAUUUAUUAUUUAUUUGACUAUACGUUGAUGUUACUUUGUGUAUCUGCUGAGCUGACGUAUAUUUGGUUCACAGGCUUCUUCUUCUUCGAGUGCCUCUCCCAAUAGCGAAGGCUGGCAGUCAGCGUUGUGAAUUAUUUUUUAUUUUUCGCUAGGCUAAAUAAUUGGGCAGAGCUCGCGAUCCCGGUCCACUCUCUGAUGUUUCUCAACCAGGAUUUCUUUUUGCGACCAACUCGUCUGCCAGCAAGUUUUCUCACUAACAUGAACUGUAGGAGGUCGUAUCUAUCGUGCCUUAGCACGUGCCCUAGAUAUGUAACUUUUCUCUUCUUGAUAGUCUGUAAAAGUUCGGCCUUGUGAUUGACGAAUCGCAGACUUCCACAUUUGCGAUCAGAUAACUUUUUAGUUCAAAUGCCCGAUACCCUGAAGCUUGCAUUUCUGAUAUUCUCUUUAAUUGUCCACACACACAAACGCAUUUGCGAUGUCACCUUACUACUACAAACAAAGCCAAACUAUCUUCGAAUAAUAAUAUUUUUUUAUCAAAAAAACGCUUGCAGCUGAUUCUGAAGUUUCAAAUUGUGUACUGAACGACAGUCGCAUUUUGCAUAAUCAUCAUUGCCCAUGGAAGUUCACCUUAACUUUUUGAAUAUCGACAAAACUGUUUAACAGUUAAAAUUAAAUAAUGCUAUACUCAUCUAGUCUUAGCUUAAAAUCAUAUCAAGCUUCGGCCAUAAUAUAGUUAUAAACCUACAAAUAACCAAAGAAAUACUUAUAUUGCAAUGUGGUUCUACCACUUUUAGAAAUUAACGCGUAACGCGCAAUUUAGUAUGCGUAAAAGAUAUAGAUAACCGCAUAAUUAUUUUUCCAUCUAUAUUACGCUGGAGAUCAUAUAAUCUAAAAGUGAUUUUUUUAAUAUAUGACGAGAUAUACUCUAUAUUGGAGUAAAUUUGGAAUUCUAUUUACUGUAUAUGUUACCGGCUAAGUCCAAAUUUAGGAUGACCUGGUUACGCCUAGGCCAAAGCAGUUCUCCCAACACGCAAUAGCUCAAUCCAGUAUAGCCCAGGCCAAACUCAUUCAUCCUGUUACCGAUAGAAUAAACAGUUUAUCUUUAUAAGCUGUUUAUUCUACGUAUAAUUUACUUUCUAUAGAAUAAACUGCUAAAUACUAGUCUGAACUAAUUUCGCCUGGUGACAGCUAUCUGGUUAAAUUGGCUAGUUAAUAGAACGCCUAGGCCGUAAAUUAAAUGCCGGUAACAUAUACAUGGAUCAGCUUUCAAAUUGCCGUUUGCUACAUUAUUUGCACAUGCGAAUGUUGAAAUUAACUUAUAGAAGUGGUCUUACAAUUUAUUUAAUUGGUAAUAUAAAACUACGCUGUGGCGUUCAAACAUACUUCUUGAAGUCUUGAAAAAGUUGUUUUUACCAACCAACUGGGAAUUAAAUAUGAUCAUCAUUUCAUUCAUUGAGCACGAAUCUCCUCUCAGAAUGAGAGGGGUUAGGCUAAUAGUCCACCACGCCGACCCUAUGCGUAUUAGCAGACACCCCAAAUAGAGAAAUUGGAUAUGAUACAAAUCGGAAAAUCCCUUUCGUAAUAUAUUCUUACAUUCGUUUAUGCUUAUAUGAAGUGCACGCUAUGAAACUAUAGUAUUAUUGGUUUGUUAAAACGUUCCUUAUAAAGUGGCUUUAUAAAAAAUUGGCGAAGUAUUCAUUCCUUAUUCCACGAAAUUAUUAAUUAUUAUCAAUUGUCACAAAAUGUGAAAAAUAUUCCAUUACAGAUUAAAAGUAUUGUAAUUUUUAAUCUUAUACGGGUAGAAAUUAUAACAAAAUUAAGCAUUGAAAAAUAGGAUUACGAUAUUGAAAAAAAAAAUAAACUUAACUAGUUAGAAAAAUUUAAAUUAAUGUUCCUUUGACAUUUGCAUUUAUAAAAAAAAAAUCAAAGAUGGUCAACAUUUCGUAAGUGAAUACGACAUGGGACCACAUAGUUUGUAUGACAUUAAUACCUACCAAAUUCAAUUUUUUCUUCUUUAGGUAAUAUGUUUUUGUGAUUGAGGAAGAUAUGGAAUAAUAUUUAUUAGAUUAUCAGAUUAAUUUAUGCAUAUGUACUUUAUUAUGUUACAAUUUUAUUUACUUACACAGUAUAUCCUAGUUUUGUUUAACGCCAAAUUCAUGGAUGCAUGAAAAAAAAAAUUACAUAUAGUACCCGGCACCAUCAUUUGGCAUGUGCAUCGGCAAAUUAUGUCAAUCUAUUCAUGUCUAUUACUCGUCAACUUACUUAUUCUUACUUUGGUCGUAGAGUGAAAUUAAAUAGACGUCCAACGGCGUAUAAUCUUAACUGCCGGGUACUGUGAUUUAAUGAAAUAGGCCUAAUGUAAUCAGGGUUCUUAAAGUCUAAAAUAUCAAAGCGACAAAUCGAUGAAAGUUUUCCCUCCAAAAUCGGUAUUAUAUAGUUGAUUAGUUAAUAUCAAAAGAUUUGUGAGUUAAAGUAUAAUUGUAUAACAAUAAUCGAUAGGUUCACUGCCACUGCUCAGGUUUUGUCAGUCAGGGGUUUUGAACCUUUUGAUUAAAAAAUAAUUUAAUAUAUUUUUUGUUAAAUCUUUAUGCACUACUUAAUUAACUUUCUCGUCUUAAUCAUGUACUGUUAGCUUAUACUUACAUAUCAAUUUUUCUCUUGCCUUCUAAUAUGAAUUAAAUUCUUAAGACUAAUCUAACCUGACCCACUGGUAUUUUCAAGUAUAAAAUUUUGAUAAUAUGAAAUUAGUCAAAAAUCGCCAAAUAACUUAAAUAUAAUUGUGUAUUUAUAAUCCUCUCUGAGCUUAUUUUAAUAAUUUCGAAGUGCGGCUGUGAUUUUGGAAUAAUUCAAAAUGGCAGUCGUGUGUAUAAUCUGUGAAGCUCUUUUGAUAAUAAUUAGAAAAGCAUAUUUUUUAAAUAUGUGUAUAUUGAAAGAAUAGACAAUAUACCGCGUGUGAUAUAAAAAUAAAUACUGUAUUCGCUCUGCGGUUAAACUACCUCAAAUGACUUUCGCUUGAAAUUCGGUAUACAGUUCGUUUCAAAUAGGGUGGUACGGAUGACAGGCAUUUUCAUUCUUGAAAGUUUGCCGCGAUUCACGAUAAUAGUACGCAUUAUGAACGUCAUACAGUCGACUGUCACCGUACCCAUGCUAUCUGAAAAACACUUUAGUCGCUAGUCGUUUUUACAAUCACAUAAUCACAGUAUAACGACAAACUAAAAUUGACUGGAAUGCUUCUAAGUAAAAAGAUUAGUAUAUUUGUUUUAUUCUCUUGCAGCUUUGGCUGUAGGUGUGUGAUUAAAACAUUUAAUAAAACGAGACAUUUGAAGUGUCCUGGUUGACAUUUUUUACUAGCGAAUAUUGCUUUUUUUGCGAAAUUAAAGUUUGACUUUUAGCUAUAACUUUAACGGAUUCAAUUUACAAAUCAUUAACAGAGUUAUUGUGACGACAAUAACUAUGAUUUGUAAAUUGAAUAGACAAUCUUUUCUUCUUUGUUAAAAUUGAACAUUGAUUGAUUACAAUAUUGCUUAAAUUUCCUUUUUGAAAAGAUUUUUAUGUAACUUUGGUGAUUCUGUUAACUUUAGUUUUCUGUUGUCAUCGAAAUAUUUAAUUAAUCUUACAAAUCACAUUUGUUAAUAAUUAGAUAUAGGAAUAAUUAAUUAGAUAGGAUAAUAAUAUUCUUUAUUUAGUAUUGUAUUUAGUGAUACACCUGUAAGCAUUUGCAUGGCACAAAUGGGAAUGUCAUAAAUAUUACUUGACUUAUUUCAAUAGGCUAAUUUGCGCCUUGUAUUAUGUAUUUUAUUAUUUCUCUUGAAUUUAAAAUAUAUUUUGCCGUUUUCCGCAAUAAUUGACUUAAGACAAGAUUGCAUGAACUUGUCAGAUAUAUUAUUGUGGAUAAUAACAAAAUAUUUUUAAAUUACUUUCCAUAAAAAGUGUAGUUUUUAGAACACUUUCUUUUUAUUGUGGACUUGUCUACGUUAAUGCGGAAUACAUAGUAAUUAAUGUUAGAAAUUAAUAAAAAUUAAAAAGUGCACUUGCAGUGCCAUGCAAGUGUACACAGUCGUGCAUGUUGCUUGGUAUGGUGUUAUUAGAUAAAAAGAAAAUUUAAAAAUUAGUGAGUUACACAAUGAAAAGAUCCAUAUCAUUUGACAUAAUGUACGUUUUUGCACGUUAAGUAGGUAAUGCGAAAACCGAACACCCCAAAAACGCUUUUAUACGUAGAUUAAUAAUGUUAUAACAAAAAAAUCUUUACAUAAUAGUUAACCAAAUCUUUUUAUGUUUACUACCUUAUGUAUGGACUCAACUAAUACGGCCAUAUUUAUAAAUAUGAAAUAAGAUUUGAUUAUUCAAAGCAAAGUGGACCUAAUCACUACUGUUUAAAGUUCACUUUACUUUGAAGAGAAACAAACUUUUGUCGGUGAGUAAAAAAAAAGUUAAAAGGAGAUGGUCCAUUUCAGGUCCAUUCUUGUACCCCGUAUCGUUAAAAUUUAAAAAUACAAGGAUUUUAUUAAAAUUUAUUAAAGUGAAUAAAUCUAACUAAAUAAAAUUAAAACCCAAGUUUUUGAGUUAAAUCAACAUGGCGCCCUUAGAGUAAUUAUGUUAAGACAAUUGACAGUAAACGUCAAAUCGAUUACUGCAUUGAAAGGUCAUCAAUCCGCCAUUAAUACCCUAGUGUUGCAUUUCUUGGGAGACAAUGAAUAUUAUUUCGAAAGAAUUAAGGUAAAUUCGUAGAUUUGUAUAAUCAAAAAUAGUUAAAAAAAAUAGUUUGUUUUAUUUCCGCUAGGGUACAAUGACUGAUCCUGAAUUCCAUAUAAUUUUGGACCAUCUCCUUUGUACUACAUGUCCGUUCCUAAUAUUCCAAAGCAAAUCACGAUGCACUUUUAAAAUAGGAAGUGCUUGAUUUUUUCAUUCCUUUAUACAGUUACUUAAAUGUACCUAUUUAUAUCUUAUGCGACGUUUGAUGUUAUUAUUAAAAUUGUUUUUUAUUUUAUUUUUUUAAAUUUUAUUUUAUUUAUCGGCUAUAAGAGAAUUGAUUUUUUUAUUUAUUAUUAUUACUGUAAUAAUUACGAUAAAUAAGUUAAAAUAUUUCAAAUUGUAAUUUUAGAGGCUAAUAUAUUUUUAUUAGUUGUGUUUUUUUUAGUUUUAUAAAACUUUUAGUUUCAAGUCUUACUGUUUAUUUUUUGUUUAUGAUAUUCGAUUCGUUGAUAUAAAAUGUUACCUUAGAUUAGAUAUUUGUCAAUAUAGACCCACCGACGUCUGAAACUUGCAAAAAAUCUUUGACUAGGCCACAUAACCAAGUACUGAAACAGUUCCACGAUAAACGAAGGCGAAAUCAACACCGAGAGGCAAAAGGUUGUCUAUAGUAAAAAAGACCAAUAGUGAAACAUUUCUGAAAUUGAGGUCAUUGGUAAGUCAAAUAAAAAAAAAAACAAAAAUUUUAAAUUUUUUUUUGGAGUUUUCAUAAUACUAUGACCCCACUAUCUUCCCUAGUCAAAAUCAACCAUUUUAUAAAACGCUACUGCCACGUAUGUAAACAGCAUAUAAAGUAAAAUUUUAAAUUUACCCUCUAUAGUUCAAAUACUGAAUUAUAAAGCGUACUGUAACUUGAAAUUUAUACUUGUGCUACAGUAACGCCUCUCUAGUUUCACGAACUCUUUUUUUUUUAUUAAAAAAAAAAGGUUCUUUUUACAUAUUUAAUUUCCGUUAUUAUUUAAAAGACUUUCCCAAUCUAGCCGAAUUACAUUCUAGCGCCAGUAUUCAAAACAUGCUAUCUCACUUUAAUCUUUGUAAAUAAAAUGGGAACCAAAAUGAUAGUAUCAAUGCUUCGUCGAAGGAACCCGAUUUUUAAUACUUAUAAAAAAACUGUUAACUGAGACUAAAGGAAAAAUAUAGACGAUAGACGGGAUGCCAGAAUAUAACACACGUUAAAAUAUCCAUGUAUCAAAAAAAGGAAUUCCUUGUAUUAGAAUAACUUUAUGUGAUGUUAAAUAAGUAGUAAAACAGUGUAGUUUUAACUUCUGUAAUGUAGUUUAAAAUAUUUUAUAAUGAAAACAUGGUUAUGAGAAUUCCGUCCGUCUAUCUUUUUGCCUUAGUUUGUGUAUAAAAUAUUAUGUAGACUACCCAUUACUAAACUAAAUGGUUGUAAUUAAUAAAAAAAAAUCCCAUUUUAAUAUUCUCGCAAUAACGAUUAAAAAAUUACAACAGUACAAUCAGGAUUGCCUGAUGAUUUUGUGCCUUUUUGAAUCUUAUAGUUGCGAUUAGGUAACUUAGGAAUCUAGGUUUUAGGUUCAGUAGUAAGAAAUUAAUUAAAAAGUUAAAAACUAUUUUAAUCUGGAGAUAUGGCCUUGUUUCUUAACUUUUACUAAGAUAAGCAAAGACUGAAGAUGAUAUAUAGCUUCAACAGUCAAAACUCUACAUAAAGUAUAAACAUAUUAUUGUUUCUAAAUUUUGUGAAAGUGAAUAUGCUAUAAUAAUGAUAAUAAUAAUAAACAAGUCGGUUAUAUAAGUUUCAAAUUGCGUGAUAUUUUUCACGCGUAAUUCAUUCGUAUAUUUCGUUAUUUGUACAAUAUAGGUAUUAUGAAUAUGAUUCUGGUGCUAAUUUGGUUGCAUACAUAAUAUUAUCUCUUAAAACUAAUAACUAUAACUUUGAUUUGAGAUACUAUUACUAUUGGGAUGUUUGGGACCUUUUCAUAACUUUGGACCUAAAGCCUAGCUGCACAUUUAAAUGAGAUUAUAGAUAAUUCUACAAAAUACAUUAUUUGUAAGUUUAGGAAAUGAAAGCAAGUCGAUCUCUGUCUUAUUAAUAUAAACACACUAUUGCAAACUAAAGGAAAAAUAUAGCAUAUAGGCAACAAAUAUGAAGUAUACCUUACUUGUACAUCUAGGGUAACAUUUGUUUGUGAGUGUUCAGUCUAUUAUUUUCCUUUAAUCUGUGAGUAUUGAAGUAUAAGUACACACACAAGUACAUUAUUAUUGGUUCUGUAUUCUCUAUUAUUUAAAUUGUUUCAGUGUAUUACUUGCAUAAUAAAAACUAAGUUUAUUAAGUUUUCAUGUUAGAUAAUAUUUAGUAAGUGUUGUUUUAGAAAUGUUCUGUUGUUUAUUUCCAUUAUAGUAUUGUUACCUUAGUGUUUAAAAAUUACUUGUAAAGCUAGAUGCACAUUGGGGCCUUUUUUGUAACAGUUUAGUGUAUGCGGUUUUGGACACAGAUUACAAAAACUAGCUUGUGGGUGGGUAUUUUUUAAAAAAGUUGAGAUUGACCUGGUAUAAAUUUAAAAUUACUUUUUUUGUAAAUGCAAUGUAUGACGUCAAACAUUACUUUAACUUUUACGCGCGACACACACCCUCACCAGGUCAAGUAAAUAUAUUGCUUUAUUAUGCUCUCGCUAUGAUACUAAAAUGUGUAUGCCGAAUAUGUUAAAAUUGAAUGUAUAUUAUAAAGAUUUUCAAGCGUGUAUGGCUCGAUUAUAUUCGAUUAUAACUCGAACACUAAUAUUUUUACAAGCUCAGGUCAAUCUUCACUUGAAAUUCCAUGUUUCAAAUAAUUUGUAUUAUGAUUUAAUUAUGUUUUUGGGUAUUAUUUGUUUUGUAUGGAAGUUUUAUGGUUUUCUAUGGUAAACGUUAAGUCAGUAUGUUGAGUAUGCAAAUCCAGGUACGAGUGAGCUUCGUUAUGCACAAUAUGUAUCUUUUUAUAUGCAAUCAAAGUGAUGGAUGGUAAUAAAAAAGGCAUUAUACCAUUAA
Messenger RNA from Bicyclus anynana (squinting bush brown), 11081 nucleotides. Its product is annotated as ceramide synthase 5. Gene Ontology annotation, biological process: ceramide biosynthetic process. NCBI's taxonomy places the organism in Eukaryota, Metazoa, Arthropoda, Insecta, Lepidoptera, Nymphalidae. The transcript has 9 exons. The record is from RefSeq and is a predicted model, not a curated record. Gene Ontology annotation, cellular component: membrane. Bases 150 to 1277 code for a protein of 375 amino acids. Gene Ontology annotation, molecular function: sphingosine N-acyltransferase activity; DNA binding.